UUUAGUGUCAUCCUGGCUGCGUAACGUGACGCAUCGCGCAACCCGACCAACCUGCUCCCCACACUUGUCUUUUAUAAAUAUUUUUUCCCCCCUUUACUUUUCGCUCUCUCUCUCUCUCUCUCUCUCUCUUUCUCUCUCUCUCUCUCUCCUUCCGCGAUCUGUAAACCGGCGAGGAAUAAAACGCCGGUGAAUCAUGGACCCUGGCCAAGAGCAACAGUAAACUGCAACCGCGAAAAGAUUUUCGCGUACGAGAUAAUUAGACGAGGGACCCGAUUUCUGAUAGACAAAGAGAAUAAGAGGAAGAAAGAGAGAGAGAGAGAGAGAGAGAGAGAGAGAGAGAGAGAGAGAGAGAGAGAAAGAGACAUUAAAGAGCCGCAUCUUUUUACCGAGUCGCGCUGAACGCACGUGACUCUUUGACGUUUCGCGUUGGCAAGGACGACCGUGUUAAGAGAGACCACGGCCACCAAACGUUCCGCCACGCGCUUCUCACCUUCACGUUCCUGUGUGAGCCCGUCGCGAUACUAUACUGAUACCACCAUGUGGUCCAUAGAACCGGGCAGCUUCACCUCCAACGGGAGCAUGAUCGUCGUGAGCAACAGGUUGCCAUUUGUGCUUAAGAGGAACGAGAUAACCGGUCAGUUGGAACGCAAAGCCAGCGCUGGUGGUCUGGUAACCGCGGUAGCGCCUGUUGUUAUAAACGGAAAUGGAGUGUGGGUCGGAUGGCCAGGUAUGCACAUGGAAAAUCCGAAUGAGCCAAUUCCCGAAUCAGAUCCCAACGAUCGCACGCCGACGGCUGGUCUAUUAUCGCGUAAGGUAGUAGCGGUUCACGUUGAUGCCGGCAUCUUUGACUCGUAUUACAACGGAUGCUGCAAUGGAACCUUCUGGCCUCUCUUCCAUUCUAUGCCUGAUCGAGCGACUUUCAUCGCGGAACAUUGGCGCGCGUAUUCCGCGGUCAACGAACAGUUCGCCGCGAAGACAGUUGGUGCAUUGGAACAAAUUCAUAAGGAACAAGAGAACCAGCAGAACGGUACGCCAUUGGUAUGGGUCCACGAUUAUCAUUUGAUGUUGGCCGCUAAUUGGAUCAGACAGGCGGCCGAAGAGAAGAAUCUCAAGCUUAAAUUAGGUUUCUUCCUUCACAUACCCUUUCCUCCAUGGGAUAUCUUCAGACUGUUCCCGUGGGCCGACGAAAUCCUGCAGGGUAUGCUGGGAUGCGACAUGGUGGGUUUCCACAUUCAAGAUUAUUGCCUGAACUUCGUCGAUUGCUGCCAGAGGUGUCUCGGUUGCAGAGUGGAUCGUAAAAAUCUAUUGGUUGAACACGGUGGUAGAACGGUGCGAGUAAGACCGCUGCCUAUCGGUAUACCAUUCGAUAGGUUCGUUUCAUUGGCAGAGACCGCAACAAAAGUCAUGCAGUCGAAUCAGAAGAUCGUCCUCGGCGUCGAUCGACUCGAUUAUACGAAGGGCCUGGUUCACAGAUUGAAAGCUUUCGAGAUGCUGUUGGAGAAACAUCCCGAGCAUCGCGAACAGGUGACGAUGCUUCAAAUCGCAGUACCCUCACGUACGGACGUCCGCGAGUAUCAGGAUUUGAAACUCGAGAUGGAUCAACUGAUCGGCUGCAUAAACGGUCGCUUCACAACACCCAAUUGGUCGCCCAUACGUUACAUUUACGGCUGCGUGAGUCAGGACGAGCUAGCGGCGUUCUACAGGGAUGCUGCCGUCGCUCUCGUCACACCACUCCGGGACGGUAUGAAUUUAGUCGCCAAGGAAUUCGUUGCCUGUCAAAUCAAUACACCGCCGGGUGUGCUGAUAGUGUCGCCUUUCGCUGGAGCCGGCGAAAUGAUGCAUGAAGCUUUGAUUUGCAAUCCUUAUGAGAUCGACGAGGCCGCAGAGGUGAUUCACAGAGCGCUCACCAUGCCCGAGGACGAACGCACAUUAAGAAUGAAUCACUUACGUCGGCGUGAGAGAAUAUAUGAUGUUAACUACUGGAUGAAGUCCUUCCUUCAGGUCAUGGGAUCUCUCGAGGAGCACGACUCCGUGGGCGCUACUACAAUGCAGCCCGUGACUAUGGAUGAUUUCGACGAUUAUUUGAGCAAGUACAUCGGAGAUAAUCAUAAAUUGGCGCUUUUGCUGGAUUACGACGGUACGUUGGCGCCCAUCGCCACGCAUCCCGAUCUGGCGAUCUUACCGCUCGAAACGAAGAAUGUCUUGCAAAGGUUGUCGAAUAUGUCAGAUGUUUACAUCGCAAUUAUAUCAGGCAGAAACGUGAUCAAUGUAAAAUCGAUGGUCGGAAUAGAGGGUAUCACGUAUGCCGGCAAUCAUGGGCUGGAGAUCCUACAUCCGGACGGCAGCAAGUUCGUCCAUCCAAUGCCUGCCGAAUUAGAGGACAAGGUGGCCAGUUUGAUGCAAACGCUUCAAGAACAGCUCUGCAGAGACGGUGCUUGGGUCGAAAAUAAAGGUGCGCUUCUCACGUUCCAUUAUCGUGAAACUCCGAUGGAGAGUCGUCCCAGGAUGGUCGAUCAGGCUAAACGACUUAUCGAAGGUGCUGGAUUCAAGGCCUGUACAGCUCAUUGCGCCAUCGAGGCGAAACCACCGGUCGAAUGGAAUAAAGGACGUGCUUCUAUUUACAUCUUGCGCACGGCAUUUGGUCUAGAUUGGAGCGAGCGUAUUAGAAUUAUAUAUGCUGGCGAUGAUGUUACGGACGAGGAUGCGAUGAAGGCAUUGAAAGGUAUGGCGGCGACUUUCCGCGUGGCAUCAUCGCAUAUCAUUCGCACGUCUGCGGAGAGACGUUUGCCCAGUACGGAUUCGGUUCUGACGAUGUUGAAGUGGGUCGAGAGGCAUCUCAGCAGGCGCAAACCUCGCAACAGCAUCGACAUCCCGGGCAUCCCAUCACGAUUUCGACGCGGCAGUGGUGGUAUUACGAUGGAAAUGUCUUACACCCCGCCAAAAACACCUCUUGAAUCAUAGGUGAUGCUCAAAUGUUUCCUUUAUCAGGUAUAUGUGGCGUGAUAUAUAUCUAUCAUAGGAUUAUAAUGUACUCGUAGCGUAAAGUCAGCUAACAUAGAUGAAGGAGUAAGAGAUAAUAAAAUCGCAGCUGAAAAGAAAUUAACGAGGCCUACACCUAAAUUUCAUGUUGAGUAUAGGUAUUAAAAAUCAAAAAGUCCAAAGAAACGAAAUGAUUCUUCUUAAUUGAGAAGUGUAGUAACAAUGUUAUAUUACCAAUAGAGUCUCUAAUGCGGAGUUUAAGAAAUAUGAAGAAUCAAAUCAUUACGUUGACUCUCUAGCUUUGUCGAUGUAUUUUCUGAUCGGUUAGACCCUAGCCCGAGAAAAAUAUUGAACUCGUGUACAUUACGAUGUUUUCCAUGCGACUAAAACUUCUAUUUUGGCUCUAUAACAGAAAGAUGUAUAUAUUAUAUAUCUAUAUUUUCGAUGUAAUCUUACCGAAUUUAUAAUUGUAUCACAUGGAACACGAUACGUAUGUUUCUCCACAAAGAUAUAGCAUUUAAAUACUUAGUUUUUAAGUUCGCGUCGCUCAGAAAAAGAUAAUUCGGCAGAUAACACUGAAUCCCGCAUACUAUCUUUAUUAGUUGCGUUUUAUCUUGUUAAUGAUUUCUAUCGGUAGCAUAGCAAUGACGAAAGAAUACUUCUUAAGAUAAUACUUAUGAAGUAUGUUUUUCUUUGCAAAUGUUUUACUUAAUUUAUUUGUUUUUUUUUCCUCUUUCUCUUCCUUAUUGAUUUAAUAACGUUCCGAUUACACACAUAUUACAAAUAUUAAUCAUUAAAUUUUUUUGGCUAAACAUAACAGUAAGGAUUUUUUAUUGGAUUCUAUAAUUUCUCUGAGAAAAAUAAACGCAUCGCAGGAUAAGUGCAAGUUAUUUCUGAUAUUAAAACUAUACUCUCUGUUAAUCUAUAGUGAACGCGUAAAUUGUGGAAACGUAUGAUUUCGUGCGAGAGAGCAAGAAAAAAGCAAAAUCUAAAAAAAAAGUAAAAAAUAGAUUUAAAUUUAAAUUUUACACUUUUUGUAAGUAGAAUAAGAUAUACGAUGUAUGUAAAAAAAAGAGGUAAGAGAAGAUUGCUGGUAUUUAUACUGAUAUAAUUGCUUUUGUGCGAGUGAUAAUAAAUAGGAAACGGCUACGUUAAGAUCUAUGCCUUAAAAAAUAUGUGUCGCAUUUCUCCGUGCUGCCGGAUAAUACUGACUGAUACAAACUGAUACUGACUGGUACAAACUGGCAAAAUCGUGUAUCCGUCUCUUGUCACACGAGCUUGUUUUGAACUGAGAAACUUUACGAAAGUAACUCGUUAACAUCAUUAAUUGCACAAAACACAGUCCAAUAAGUCACAAUGGGGAGACAGGCGUCUUUGAAGAACGAAAUUUAGCAAUUUUAACAAAUUAUAAUUAAGCAAUGAUAGAUUUGUUAUGGGGUAAAAUUGUAUAUGAAAUUGUAAACCAAUAAUAUAUUAUUUAUUAAAAAUUACCUCGAACACCUUAUGAAAGGGGAUUGCUUUGGAUUGACGACAUUUUAUUCUUACCAUAUAGCUUCAUUUUAAAAACGGGCUUUUUCGUUUCCAUAAAGUGUCACGUUUUAUUCUACAAUUGCUUUCUUUUAUGUAGCUCCCCUGUAUUUACUUCUUUAAUCCGCUUAGCGUCCGGAACGUUCUUUUCAUCUGUCUUUUCACCUGCAACUCAGAAUCAUUUAUAAUCUAAAUUGAAAUUAGUCUGCUCAUUAAUAAGUUAAUUAUUGCUGGUUGUACCAUAGAGCAAAAGAGUUUAGCAGUUAAAAGAUCAAAUUGUGUAAUAUCUAAUGAGAGCGAUUAGCAAUUAAGUAUAUAGAUACAUAUAUCAACUAUAUCGGUAUCUCAAAGGCUUCAGUGCGUUGCACGAGCGCAGGUCAGAUUCUAUAAUCUCGUACUUUCGCCACUGUAUUUAUUAGUCAAUUAAAAUAAUCGUCGGUCAUUGGAUAAUGAACGAGACUGACGAUUUGGUAGACGAAAAAGAAGACGAAAUAAAAAACGGCAAUCAAUAUAAGGAAAAUGUAAGCAAAAUAUAAAUUAUCGUUACAUCGAGGAUAUACCUAUCGGUAUGCACAAUGUCAUCUCUGUUUAAAGAAUGUGUAGAAAAAAAAGUAUAUAUGUGUACAUAACGAGAUAUAUAUGUAUAAAUAUACGCGUACGCGCGUACAGAGUCCUACCACGUGCCCUUAAAAUAAAAAUCUCUAUCCUUUCCCCGACUCCUUAAAAAAAAAAGGAAAAAGAUAGAAAAAUAUUCUACAUUUUGUACUUACUACUUGAUUGGUUUUUACCUCGUUAUACCAUGUUACCACUGUAAAUGUGUAUGAAACAUAAAACGAAUCGCGCGAGAUAGUGCGCGGGUAAACGAUUAAAACUGUUUUGCUCCCGUCAUUGUCGAGCCGACACAAAAUACACAGUGCAGAAAUAAACGAUGUUUAUAAAU
Molecule: messenger RNA, 5446 nt
Organism: Atta colombica
Lineage: Eukaryota; Metazoa; Arthropoda; Insecta; Hymenoptera; Formicidae
Gene: Tps1
Product: alpha,alpha-trehalose-phosphate synthase [UDP-forming]
Exons: 10
Coding region: 538-2961 (807 amino acids)
Biological process (GO): trehalose biosynthetic process
Cellular component (GO): cytosol; alpha,alpha-trehalose-phosphate synthase complex (UDP-forming)
Molecular function (GO): catalytic activity
Source: RefSeq, a predicted model, not a curated record